AUGAUUCGAAGUUUACUGCUGCUUUGUAUGCUGUUGAGUAUUGUAGCCGCUGAUCCGCUGAAGAAACGAAUAUCUAAAAAAUAUGCAGAGCCCACGCCAGUAGGAUUUUGGCCUUUGAACGAAGAUUAUAAGCUUAAAGAUGUAUCGGGCGGUCAUGCCGACGGUGUGGCAACAGGAGCAGUACUGGAUCUGACACAACGCGGUCAAUUCUGCAGUGCGUACAAGUUUGACGGUAACAAUGAAUCCUACAUCGAAUUUCCCAACUCCGAAGAUGGUACACUUGACACUAAGUACUCCAUGACGAUGAUGGCGUAUGUAUACCCAACUGGUAAGAUUGGGCCUAUUUUUCACUACGGCAGUGACACUUAUGGAAUGCUCCUAUGGCAUUCAGACUUCGUGGCUGGUGUUCAUUCGCAGACGCUGUAUAUGCCUGUGCGUAACGGAAACUCUGACAACAGCUCGCUGAUAAGCUCACCUGUCAACGGGAAUACGUGGAAUUUGCUAGCAGCUACUUACGAUUAUGAUAGCGGCACUGAAAGCCUGUACGUGAAUGGUGUGCUCGUGACCAGUAAAGUUAUUGGCUCUAUGGAGCUGAAAACUCAAUUUGAAGUGCGCAUGGGCGCAGUCACCCAUGACGACCGAUUUUUUGAAGGCUAUAUAACAUGCAUGCAGUUGUAUGACCGAGCACUGACCGCUGAUCAAAUUGUAAUGGCGGGUUUUGACAAGCACUGCCCGAAAUGUGGUCCACCACCACCACCCCCAUCUCCUACAGGACCUCCAAAUGUAAUUGGUGAUCCACAUAUGAAAACGUUUGACGGCCGCCCAUACAGUUUCCAGGGUACGUGUUGGUACACUCUCGUCAAAGACUGCAUCGACUCUCAAUUUGAAAUCACCGCUGAAUUUGUACCGCGUGAAGAUACGGGAGAUGAGAUCAAGACAAGAGCACUUAAUAUUAACGUCCGAGUAAGAGAGGAAAAUGUCCAUGUCGACAGAGACAAUACGGUGAGUGGAGAAGGUAAACACAUUAAUGUCGAGAACGAUGGCCAUAUGGUGACGCUAAGUUUCACAUUGAAGGACUCGACAUUCAAAAUGGAGUGGGUAGGAAGGAAACAUUCUUUCCAUAUAAAUUUCACUGGCUCCAGAUACCUGGGUAAGCUGUGUGGGUUACUGGGUAACGCCGAUGGGGACACCCGCAAUGACUUCCAGAAACCCGAUGGCACUGUUGUACACGAUGCUAACGAGUUUGGAGAAAGCUGGAAAGUUUUGGACAAGACGUAA
This is a messenger RNA of Saccoglossus kowalevskii, 1278 nucleotides long. RefSeq names its product von Willebrand factor-like. Gene Ontology annotation, cellular component: extracellular matrix. Lineage: Eukaryota; Metazoa; Hemichordata; Enteropneusta; Harrimaniidae. The record is from RefSeq and is a predicted model, not a curated record.